Molecule: messenger RNA, 510 nt
Organism: Closterium sp. NIES-65
Lineage: Eukaryota; Viridiplantae; Streptophyta; Zygnematophyceae; Desmidiales; Closteriaceae
Source: the annotation of a GenBank genome assembly
AUGGCCUCCCCUAGUGUUCUCACCUUUGACGCUGAGGGUCGGGCAGUUGACUUUGAGUUCUGGGUAGAUGAUCUGCAGCUUUUCCUACAGUGUGAUAGGGCAGACGGUCUCUCCAUGUUUGACCUCACUUCUGGUGCCUCUCCAGCCCCUGCUGCUGAUGCUGACGCCAUUGUUCGCUCUCGGUCGGCACUGCGUCUGCCCCGAGCGGGAGAUGCCGCACCGGCAAGGGCAAAGGGGGCAAGGGCGCUGGAGGGGCUGGAGGGGCCUGUGGAGGUGGUGGUGGAGGUAGUGGAGGUAGUGGGGGUGGUGGUGGGAGUGGUGCCGGGGGUGGCAGCAGUGGAGGAGGCGGAGGCGGUGAAGGUGGCGGAGGGAGCGGAGGCGGCGGAGGUGGCGGAGGAGGCGGAGGUGGAGGAGGCGGCGGCGGCGGCGACGGUGGUGGAGUGGGCCGCGACUCUACGCAGAGGAUUGGCUCAGGUGGUGGUCUGCACCAGCAGCAGCGGAGUGGUGUGA